AACAACGUGUUCCUCAGGAGAGUAAGCACCGGUGCCGUUCAUUUGUCAUUUCUGCAUUCACGGACUUAGCAGUCGAGUGCAGCACUGCCCGAUAGGUCAAGGGGAGCUACCAAUCGAUAAAGAAAGAGCCCCGCGAUGUUCAAAAAGUUCACGGAAAAGGAGAACAUAUCGGGUGUUUCACAACUCAAGAGUUCCGUCCAGAAAGGAAUCCGAACGAAAAUUUGUGAACAGUUUCCCUUCAUAAAUGAAGAUUUCCGUGAAGAAAUAUUGCCGAAAAAAGAUCAGUUGAGAAUUGUGAAAUGUCAUGAACACGUCGAAAUCCUCAUCAACGGCCAGGGAGAGCCGCUGUUCUUCCGACAGCGCGAUGGUCAAUAUUUCCCGACGUUGCGUCUCCUGCACAAGUAUCCUUUCAUAUGUCCAUGGUUGCAGGUGGAUAAAGGCGCGAUCAAGUUCGUCCUGUCAGGAGCCAAUAUAAUGUGUCCAGGUUUGACUUCACCCGGUGCGAAGAUGACGCAGAAUAUCGAGAAAGAUACUGUCGUGGCUAUCAUGGCAGAAGGGAAAGAACACGCUCUCGCCGUCGGAUUGACAUCCAUGUCCGUCAAAGACAUUUCGGCGAUAAACAAGGGAAUCGGAGUAGAGAACAUGCAUUACCUCAAUGAUGGUCUAUGGCAAAUGAGACCGGUUAAAUGAGAAUGUGUACAGAUUAAAUACUAAAGGGACGUUUCCGAGUACGCAAAUAUUUUACGGAUGAUAAAGUAUUGAAUAAAUCAUCUAGGUGAUUAUUUAUGUUCUGCAACAAAA
Molecule: messenger RNA, 801 nt
Organism: Galendromus occidentalis (western predatory mite)
Lineage: Eukaryota; Metazoa; Arthropoda; Arachnida; Mesostigmata; Phytoseiidae
Gene: MCTS1
Product: malignant T-cell-amplified sequence 1 homolog
Exons: 3
Coding region: 136-690 (184 amino acids)
Biological process (GO): formation of translation preinitiation complex
Molecular function (GO): RNA binding
Source: RefSeq, a predicted model, not a curated record